CGUUCGCCAGUGUCCGGCCGCGGGCCGGCCUUCGUGACUGGCCGCGGGCCCCGGCCGCGCGUGGGGGGCGCGGACAGCAGCCGCGGGCUGCCUUUGUCGGCCCGCGAGCUCGCCCGGAGCGAGCUGCCGCCCGCGGGCCGCCGCGGAGCCUUCUCGCCGCUCCCGCCGGCGAGCAAGAUGAUGUGCGAGGUGAUGCCCACUAUCAGUGAAGCAGAAGGCCCCCCAGGAGGAAGCAGCAGCCAUGGGUCUGGCUCUCCUUCACAGCCAGAUGCAGAUUCCCAUUUUGAACAGCUUAUGGUCUCCAUGCUAGAAGAAAGGGACCGUCUUCUUGACACACUGAGAGAGACCCAGGAAACAUUGGCAUUGACCCAGGGGAAAUUACACGAGGUUGGUCAUGAAAGAGACUCCUUGCAGAGACAGCUCAAUACUGCACUUCCACAGGAGUUUGCAGCACUCACGAAAGAACUCAACGUAUGCAGGGAACAGCUGCUUGAGAGGGAAGAAGAAAUUGCUGAGCUGAAAGCAGAAAGGAACAACACGAGGCUGCUUCUGGAACAUCUGGAGUGCCUUGUUUCCAGGCAUGAACGCUCCCUCAGGAUGACUGUGGUGAAGCGGCAAGCGCAGUCUCCUGCAGGUGUGUCCAGUGAGGUGGAGGUGCUUAAAGCUCUGAAGUCCUUAUUUGAACACCACAAGGCCCUGGAUGAAAAGGUACGAGAGCGAUUGCGAGUAGCACUGGAAAGGUGCAGUUUGUUAGAAGAAGAACUAGGUGCCACACACAAGGAGCUAAUGAUUCUUAAAGAACAGAAUAAUCAGAAAAAAACACUAACAGAUGGAGUGCUUGACAUAAACCAUGAGCAAGAAAAUACACCAAGCACCAACGGAAAAAGAUCUUCUGAUGGCUCUCUAAGCCAUGAGGAGGACCUUGCUAAGGUGAUUGAGCUCCAAGAAGUCAUAGACAAGCAGUCAAAAGAGCAGAGCCAGAUGAAGGAGCGCCUAGCUGCACUGUCCAGCCACGUGUCGGAACUGGAAGAGGAUCUUGACACAGCUAGAAAGGAUCUCAUCAAGUCUGAAGAAAUGAACACAAAGUUGCAACGAGAUGUUCGUGAAGCAAUGGCCCAGAAGGAAGACAUGGAGGAGAGAAUCACUACUCUUGAAAAACGCUACCUCGCUGCACAGCGUGAAGCCACAUCUGUGCAUGACCUCAAUGAUAAACUUGAAAAUGAAAUUGCAAAUAAAGAUUCUAUACAUCGACAGACAGAGGAUAAAAACCGCCAGUUACAGGAGCGCCUGGAGCUAGCUGAGCAGAAGCUGCAGCAGACCUUAAGGAAGGCCGAAACAUUGCCAGAAGUGGAAGCAGAGCUGGCCCAGAGAGUGGCAGCGCUGUCCAAGUCUGACCCUUUGCCUUCUGGGAGCUCUGCUGUUAAGGAAGCUAAACUGUUCGAACUUACUUCCAAGCUUAGGAAGGCUGAAGAGAGACAUGGCAACAUUGAAGAGAGGCUACGGCAGAUGGAGGCGCAGCUGGAGGAGAAGAACCAAGAACUGCAGCGGGCAAGGCAAAGAGAAAAGAUGAAUGAAGAACAUAAUAAACGUUUAUCAGACACUGUUGACAAGUUGCUUUCAGAGUCCAAUGAGAGGCUUCAGCUCCAUCUGAAGGAGAGAAUGGCUGCUCUGGAAGAUAAGAAUUCUCUACUACGAGAAGUUGAAAAUGCAAAAAAACAAUUAGAAGAAACACAACAUGAUAAGGAGCAGCUUGUCCUGAAUAUUGAAGCUCUAAGGGCGGAGCUGGACCAGAUGAGGCUGAGAGGGGCUUCACUCCACCUCGGCCGCCCCCACUUGGGCAGUGUCCCAGAUUUCAGGCUUCCCAUGGCAGAUGGGCACACAGAUGCCUACAGCACCAGUGCAGUGUUGCGGCGCCCCCAGAAAGGCCGGCUGGCAGCGCUGCAGGACGAGCCUUCCAAGGUACAGACUCUCAAUGAACAGGAUUGGGAACGCGCCCAGCAAGCCAGUGUUUUGGCAAAUGUGGCACAGGCGUUUGAGAGCGAUGUUGAUGUGUCUGAUGGUGAAGAUGACAGGGACACUCUGCUUGGUUCAGUUGAUCUUUUGUCACCCAGCGGGCAGGCUGAUGCCCAGACAUUGGCCAUUAUGCUUCAGGAGCAGCUGGAUGCCAUCAACAAAGAGAUCAGGCUGAUACAAGAAGAAAAGGAAAAUACUGAGCAGCGAGCAGAGGAGAUUGAGAGCAGAGUUGGCAGUGGAAGUUUAGACAAUCUUGGUCGUUUUAGAUCAAUGAGCUCUAUCCCCCCCUAUCCUGCUUCCUCGCUUGCUGGCUCCUCUCCUCCAGGCAGUGGUCGCUCCACCCCAAGAAGGGUCCCCCACAGCCCAGCCCGAGAAGUGGACAGGCUGGGCGUCAUGACUCUACCUAGCGACUUAAGGAAGCAUCGUAGAAAGUUGCCUGCUUCUAGAGAAGAAGUGCGAGAUGACAAGACAACAAUAAAAUGUGAAACUUCCCCUCCCUCCUCUCCAAGGUCCCUUCGGUUAGACAGGCUACACAAAGGGGCAUUGCAUACAGUCAGCCACGAGGACAUCAGGGACAUGAGAAACUCGACAGGCUCCCAAGAUGGCCCUGUGAGCAAUCCCAGCAGUAGUAACAGCAGCCAGGACUCGCUCCACAAAGCCCCAAAGAAGAAGGGCAUCAAGUCUUCCAUUGGCCGUUUGUUUGGCAAAAAGGAAAAAGGUCGGCCUGGACAGACUGGCAAAGAAUCCCCAGGACAAGCUGGUGUUUCAGAGAUAGAAAACUCAUCUCAAGAUACCUUGGGACUUAGCAAAUUGGGAGGACAGGCUGAAAAAAACCGUAAACUUCAAAAAAAACAUGAGCUGCUGGAGGAAGCCCGGAGGCAAGGCUUACCAUUUGCGCAGUGGGACGGGCCAACGGUGGUUGUAUGGCUGGAGCUCUGGGUUGGGAUGCCCGCCUGGUAUGUGGCUGCCUGCAGAGCAAAUGUGAAAAGUGGGGCCAUCAUGUCAGCCCUGUCAGACACAGAGAUCCAACGAGAGAUUGGCAUCAGCAACCCACUGCACAGACUGAAGCUGCGGCUGGCCAUCCAGGAGAUCAUGUCUCUGACCAGCCCGUCUGCCCCGCCCACAUCGAGAACGACCACAGGAAAUGUGUGGUUAACACAUGAAGAGAUGGAAACGCUCGCAGCCACACCGCAAACGACACUUGCAUAUGGAGACAUGAACCAUGAGUGGAUUGGCAAUGAGUGGCUGCCCAGCCUGGGCCUCCCUCAGUACCGUAGCUACUUCAUGGAAUGCCUUGUGGAUGCCCGGAUGCUGGACCACCUGACCAAGAAAGACCUGCGGGGACAGCUGAAAAUGGUCGACAGUUUUCACAGAAACAGCUUCCAGUGUGGAAUUAUGUGCUUGCGAAGGUUAAAUUAUGAUCGAAAAGAACUGGAAAGAAAAAGAGAAGAAAGUCAGAAUGAAAUAAAAGAUGUGCUUGUUUGGAGCAAUGAUCGAGUGAUUCGCUGGAUCUUAUCUAUUGGCCUUAAAGAAUAUGCAAACAAUCUCAUAGAGAGUGGUGUUCACGGUGCACUUCUGGCCUUAGAUGAAACCUUCGAUUUCAACACACUGGCACUGUUGUUACAGAUUCCAACACAGAAUACACAGGCCCGAGCUGUCUUGGAAAGAGAGUUUAACAACCUUUUGGUCAUGGGGACUGACAGAAGGUUUGAUGAAGACGAUGACAAAAGCUUUAGGAGAGCACCUUCAUGGAGAAAGAAGUUUAGACCAAAGGACAUUCGAGGGCUGGCAGCUGGGUCAGCAGAGACACUCCCUGCAAAUUUCCGAGUCACUUCUUCCAUGUCUUCCCCCUCUAUGCAGCCAAAGAAGAUGCAGAUGGACGGCAGUGUAUCAGGAACACAGAGGUUGGAUUCUGCUACAGUCAGGACUUACUCCUGCUAAAGCCUCCUGUUGUUUACCCACACUACUUCUACAGAUGAUUAUGCAGCAUUUUGAAUCCAACAGAGACUACAUUUUUGAACUCAAUGGAAUCUAAUCUGUUAAUACUUGUUAUAUGGACCUUAAGAUAUUUUAUUACAGAGUUUUUAAUUAGUGAAAAAUUCAUGAAUACCAUAGAGAAAAUAUUUUAGAAUUUAAUGUUUCUUAUAUUUAUGUAAGCUUAUGACUUUUCAUUUAUAUAGUUACUUACUUUUUCAUGUAUAUCCAGGCUAUAAAUAUCUUCUUGAAUCAAUUCAUGUUCUUAUACCUAAUUUUAGUCUUUUGAAUGAAUGUACUGUAAUGCUUGUAUGUAUAAAUCCUAUGAACAAAAUAUAGGGCUUUUGUAAAUUAUGCACUUAUUGUAAUUAUCACUGUUUAAUUUUUAAUGAUAAGCCAUGACAGAGAAAAGGAUUUUACUACAUUUAUAAAAUCAUCAUGACACAAGCAAUGUGCAUUAUCCUUCACCUAGCUCUACAUCAGUCAUUUUAAAAUAAGCAGACUUAAUUCCGAGCAAUUGUCAUGUUUUAAGGUUGACUGACCUUAACUGUACUUUUUCUAGCAAGAAAUCAGCAUCUAUAAAAUUGAGACUGAACAGUUACACCAGAACACUAUUAAACUCCCUUAGCACUGUUCCCCUUUCCUCAUCCUUUCCCCGGACUUGGGAAACUUGUCUUCAGAGACUUGACCAGAAGCCAUGAGCUGGGAGCCGCUCUCAGCAGGGCUGGAGAAGCCAGGGGGCCAGCCCCCGCUUGGCACCUUCUCUCCGCCUCUCCUGUGAGCAGAGAAGGUAGAAGGUGCCCUCCAGCUGUUCUUCGAGGACCAAUCACUGAGCACUGUGCUCACAUCUCACAGACUUUGCUGCCUGAGCAGAUGCAAGCAGAAAACCCUGAAAAUAGUUGUGCAACUCUAAUAAAGGCCUUAUUUUUCAUAUGUAAGUCAUUUUUUCUACAUUUGUUUGUAAACAUGCUUAAAGAAUGAAUCUAGUCAUUUUUAGCUUUUGAUGCUAUAGCCAUUUUGGAUUGUACAAGUAGCAAGGGUAACUUACUUUUUAAAUGGCAUGUUUAAAAGCCAGCAAGGAAGGAGUCAGGUCAUGGUGCGUUAUUUAUUAUGCAACUGAUACAUAGGUAGAAGCAGCAUGUCUUUUUACAUUUGGUUUCUGCUUUCAAUUCCCUUGUACAAUUCAUUGUUACAGUUCUGUUUUUCUAUUAAUCUUUUGUGAACUUCCUGAUUAUGUAACAAAGUGUACAGUCUACUUUUGAACUAUUUUUAUCACAGUAUUAUUUAUUGCUUUCUUUCAAUAAAGUACUGAAGCAUUU
Messenger RNA from Octodon degus (degu), 5306 nucleotides. It is a transcript of the gene Ppfia1, whose product is annotated as PTPRF interacting protein alpha 1. Gene Ontology annotation, cellular component: presynaptic active zone. Gene Ontology annotation, biological process: synapse organization. Gene Ontology annotation, molecular function: protein binding. Lineage: Eukaryota; Metazoa; Chordata; Mammalia; Rodentia; Octodontidae. The record is from RefSeq and is a predicted model, not a curated record. Bases 178 to 3954 code for a protein of 1258 amino acids. The transcript is spliced from 31 exons.